AGAUGUAUAAUACUGCUCAUAUGAGAUGGCAACGAUGGGUAAUCAGUGGGAAGAUCUGCGUAGACAAGCCAGACAACUAGAGAAUGACAUUGAUCUCAAACUUGUGUCAUUCAGCAAGCUAGGAACAACUUUUGGAACUCGAGACUACAAGAACGAAGACCUUGAUACAGUUCCUUUAUUAAGCAGUACUAACAGUGACCAUAUGUUUGACUCAAUGGCCCUAGAUAUUGAACAACUAUUAUCCAAACUGUCAGACAUAAAUGAUAAGAUGUCAGACUAUGCUCAGACCCAAGGGGUCAGCAUGCCAAAUUCCACCUUGCUCCAUACUCAGCAAAGACACCGAGAAAUUCUGCAGGACUACUGUCAUGAGUUUCAGAAGACAAAGACAAACAUACAAGCUCGUAGGGAGAGGGAAGAACUGCUGGGAUCCGUUCGAAGAGAUAUUGAUUCAUACAAGAAUUCAUCCAGCCUCAAUAGAAGAGCAGAUGUUUAUGUUAAAGAACACGAACACAUCAGAAGCUCAGAUAGAAUGGUGGAUGAACAGAUAAGUAUUGCUAUGAGGACAAAGGAUGAACUUCGAAGCCAAAGAAAUGCAUUUAAGUCAAUUCAGACUAAAAUAACAACAUUUGCAAAUCGAUUCCCUAUGAUCAAUAGCUUGGUGCAGAGAAUCAACCUGCGCAAACGACGAGAUUCCAUUAUCUUGGGUUCCGUGAUUGGAGUGUGUACUAUUCUUCUAAUCUUGUAUGUGACACAUUGAUUCAUAUUUCAUGGAUGAAAGUUAGUUGUUGUUGUUUUUUCUUUCAGGGAAAACUUUUGUAGCUUCAUUCAUGUAAUUUGGUUUUAACCUUUACAGUGUGAAUGAAAGGAACUGUGGUAUUGUUGCACUGAUAUCUAAGUGUUUGUGACCAAAAGAAACCUGUCAGAUUUUGUUUUGUUGCACUGCUGUUAAUUAUACAAUAUCAGCUCGUUGUCACGUGACCACUUUAACACGGAAAGGUUACAGAAUGUGCCUUAUGAGGUAAAAUCAUGAGUGAGUUCUUUCCAUUUUCAAAUAUAGUAAAGGAAAAUACAAUAAAUUUUAAAUUUAAUAUAUGGGACAUAAAUACUGAAAACAAGCGAUUUUUAUGUAUUUUGUAAAAAAAUAAUAAAAUUAUUGAAAGAUUUUCAAAGAAUUAGAAACUUGUUUCUAAAGAAGAAAGGAUGUGAAAAUUUAAUAUACACAAUGUUCUGAAGAGUUUGUAAAAAUAUAUUUAUUAUGUGUGUGCUGGUGUUAGCUUCUAGUCUUAAUCAAAUUUGCUCGUGGGCAUCAGUAACAGCACUUACACAUCCUUAAAAAUUAGAAAAGCUUCUUCCAAUACUGGGAAAAAAAAAGUCCCUUCUUGUGAUUAUGAUUAAAUUGCUUAUGAAGAAUGAAAUGAAAGUCGUUCUGGGGAAAAGUUCUCUAGAUUGAACUUGUUAAUAAUUGCAGCUGUUUUUAUGACUAGAAGGAUGGGUAUACUAAGUUAUAAAUCAAGAUAACUUGACAUGUGAAAUUACUACAAAAUUAUUUUAUUUAGUUUCUGUUUGUGACAUUGACAGACAUGUUAGUUUUUAGGCAGCAGCGAGAUGUCAUUAGUGUACAAAUGUCUUUUUGUCAGUCUUUGCUGUUAUCGUUAUAAAAUGUAGAAAAGACUUGAAAAUUAGUUUAAUGUAUGAUUAAUAAAGUAACUCUCUAAAAUUUUAUUGCUAGAGAAGGUCUCUCUCUCGGGCCAGUGCCAGUUCAGCAAAAUCAAUUCUAACAUUCAUCCCUCUUACAGUCUUGUUUAACAUUAAAUCUAGUUGGUGUUUACUCAUUUCGAUGUGAGAUCAUAUGAUUUAAGUCCACCUCUGUCCUGGGUUAAUAUGUUAAAACUUUGGAUGUGAGAACAGAUUUACAAAUUUUUUAACCAUUUUUAUCGUAAGUAACUGCAUUAGUCACCAGAUGGAGAUGCUAAAAUGAUUUCUUUAGCAACAGUAGUUUAUAUUCACACUCUCACCUCUUCUUUCUAGUUUAACUUGAGCAAUAGCACAGAAGUUCACAGCUAGCUUUU
Molecule: messenger RNA, 2069 nt
Organism: Limulus polyphemus (Atlantic horseshoe crab)
Lineage: Eukaryota; Metazoa; Arthropoda; Merostomata; Xiphosura; Limulidae
Gene: Gos28
Product: Golgi SNAP receptor complex member 1-like
Exons: 8
Coding region: 26-757 (243 amino acids)
Biological process (GO): vesicle fusion; endoplasmic reticulum to Golgi vesicle-mediated transport
Cellular component (GO): Golgi membrane; SNARE complex; Golgi medial cisterna
Molecular function (GO): SNAP receptor activity
Source: RefSeq, a predicted model, not a curated record